AUGGCGACACGCAGAUGCUCCUCUCCAAGCACCUUCUUUGUCGUUCCUAUCACCCGCACCUCCGGCUUCUCGGCCUCCUUCUAUCGCUCUUUGUUCCUAAACAUCGAUGCCAGUCUUGCGGCGAAGCAUUAUUCAUACCCCGCUUUGGUGGUGGCGAUACUGCUGAGCCUCUGCGGAGAUCGUGCUUCUACACCCCAUCUUCGCGGUCUGGAGCAUAACCGGCUGAUGAACGUCCUUCAUACCUCACCCCGGACCUUGCCGCCCGACGAUGUCCCUCCUUAUGCGAUCCUGUCUCAUACGUGGGGACCAGACGAGGUGGUCUUCGCAGACCUGGCAUAUCCAAAAGAUGAUUGGAAGCGCAAGACAGGCUUUGGCAAGAUCAGGUCCUGUGCCGAGCAAGCGAAACAACAUGGGCUAUGGUAUUUCUAG
Molecule: messenger RNA, 429 nt
Organism: Cryphonectria parasitica EP155
Lineage: Eukaryota; Fungi; Ascomycota; Sordariomycetes; Diaporthales; Cryphonectriaceae
Exons: 3
Coding region: 1-429 (142 amino acids)
Source: RefSeq, a predicted model, not a curated record